This is a messenger RNA of [Candida] anglica, 701 nucleotides long. Lineage: Eukaryota; Fungi; Ascomycota; Pichiomycetes; Serinales; Debaryomycetaceae. The record is from the annotation of a GenBank genome assembly.
CAUUAAUAAUAAAUUCCCCAAUUAAUAAUAAUGAACUUUCUUACCUUAGCAUCUAUUGCCCUUGCAUCUGCCGUUGUUAACGCUGCUGACUCUUCUAAAAUUGCCACUGAUGUCACUGCUAGUGUUGGAUCUGAAGCCUUAUGGGAACAAUAUAGUACUGCCUUUGACAACUAUAGUGAUUUCUAUUCAUACUUCUACAACACAAACGAUCAUUACCCAACCUACACUGUUGGUGAUUUCACCGAUUACUUUGGUAAAUAUCCUGCCUUGAGUUCUUGGAUGACCAACUACAACUCUUUGGUUGCUGCCAACCCAAGUAGUGCUGCUGAAAUUGCUUCUUCUCUUCAAGAACAAUCCGUUUACUCUGCUUGGAUUCACCAAUGGUCUGCUGUUUCCACCACUAGUUCUGGUUCUGGUUCCGCCACCAAAUCUAGCUCUGAAGUUUCCAAGACUGAAGAUUCUUCUUCUGGUUCCGCCACUGACCUGGCUCACAUCACCAGCGGUGCCUCUGCUUCCUCUUCUGGUUCCAAGUCCGGUGCUUCUUCCUCCGGUGCUUCUUCUUCUUCUACUACUUCCUCUAAGAACAUGGGUGCUGGUGUCUAUGCUCCUGCUGGUCUUCUUGUCGGUGCCGUUGCCGUUGCUUUGCUUUAGAUAAGCGAACACUACAUAUUAAUUAACGAAUACAAAAUACGAAAUUCAUC